This is a messenger RNA of Cuscuta epithymum, 596 nucleotides long. NCBI's taxonomy places the organism in Eukaryota, Viridiplantae, Streptophyta, Magnoliopsida, Solanales, Convolvulaceae. The record is from the annotation of a GenBank genome assembly.
CCACGUACCAAUUGAAGCAAAGAAUUCCAUAGUUCUCUCUAGAAAUAAAAGGCAAUGGAGAAAAUGAUGGUGAAAUUAUGUGUGUUGACUUUUUUCUUGCUAGCUACUUCUGUCCCUUCACUGAUGGCUGAUAUGAACGAUGACAAGGAAGACAAUGGGUUGUUGGUAUUGCCAAGUCAAACUAAGCUUGAGAAGGAAGUCAUACCAGCCGCUCUUAGCCAACUAUUUUUCACUCGUUAUGGUCAAGCAUAUUUGAAGAGGUUAGGGUUUUGUCUGAAUGUAAGGGUGUGCCAUUCUGAUGCGGAUUGUGAGGAUGCAAUAUGCGGACCUAAAUGUCAUUCAGACAUAGCUCUGGGACAUAUUUGUGGACAACACUCAUAAUCAAGUGACAAAUAAAAAUAGCUGGCCUGAUGAUAUUUCCAAUGUUAGUUUUACCCUGUUUCUGUAUUUCUCUAAUAAAAGUCGUGUGAUCGAUCUAUUUAGGCCAUAGAUGAACUACGUACAUCUUUAGUAUCUUUGGCCGAUAGGGCUUUCACAUUUCCGGUUGUACUUUUAUGAGGUGCAUGUGUUUGCAUCUUUUGAAUUGUCUUUCUUUA